Drosophila rhopaloa is the source of this 2531-nucleotide messenger RNA. RefSeq lists its product as uncharacterized. The transcript has 4 exons. Lineage: Eukaryota; Metazoa; Arthropoda; Insecta; Diptera; Drosophilidae. The record is from RefSeq and is a predicted model, not a curated record. The coding region runs from base 1512 to 2390 and encodes 292 amino acids.
AAAACGCGCUGCGUUAUUGAAAGUAGUAUUAGUGUGAAUGGGAUAUUAUUGUAUAUAAAAACAAAUUAUCGAAAGUUUCUCGGACCGGAAAGUACAAUGUACAUACUCAUAUAUGCACAUAUCGGAUCUGCAUUCUCUUGUUAACCGCCUAAGCUUCAAAGUGAGUCCCAAAAAGUUAUUGCGUGUGCGCGUGAAGAAUAUUAAGAAAAAAGUUAAAGUGGCUGCAGAAUCCACUGCUAAGAACGCAAAAGGCCCAGGCCCAUACUCCGAGCUCAUCUCUCUUUAAAUAAUACCGCGGUAUCUCAAAAUUUUUCUUAUAAGCCUGAUGUUCCUUUAUAUGACGUAAGAGACUUGAUUAUUCCAACCAAAAAAUUGAUAGAAAAAUCGAAAAAACAUUUUUGUAUGUUCUGUCCAAAACUGCAAACAAAAUUUGCACGCCAUUUGCAACUCGUUCAUAAGAAUGAGAGCUCAGUGAGGAAAUUUAAUUGUCUUCCAAAAAAUGACAAAAAAAGGAAACAAUUAAUUGAUGAAAUCAGAAAGAAAGGCGACUUCAUGUUUAACACAGAUAAACAGUUCAACAAAGGCAUUUUGAUUGUUCCUCGACAGAAACAAAAAAACUCAAAAAACCAAGCUGCUGAUUUUGUUUGCUGCAAAUUUUGUUGUGGGUUCUUUCCAAAGAACACUUUGCGCAGCCAUGUAAAAAACUGCCCUGGUAGUAGUCACAAAAAAGGAACUCGUGAUUUACUUAAGAAUGGUCGUGCCAAAACAGGAUUUGUCCAUCACUCUGCUGUCGAUGUUCUACGGGAAAAAGUAUUGCCGGUGUUAAAUGAUGACGAAAUUUCACGAAACCUACUUUACGAUGAGCUUAUAAUAUUAUAUGCAAAUGAACAAUGCUUCCGCCACAAUGAACUUCAAUAUGACAUGAUUAGAGCGAAUAUAAGGUUGCUUAGCAGAUUGGUUAUGGAAUUAAAGAAAAAUUCUGAAGACAUUCGAGAGCUCAAAGACGCCAUUGCACCGAAACAUUUAGACGUUCUUGUAUGCUGCAUUCGUUCUGUUGCGAAAUGGGAUUCAACCACUCAAUUUUUUAAAACGCCUUCGGUAGCGACUAACCUCACCGCGUUAAUAAAAAAAUGCGCCUACAGACUACUGGCACAAAGCAUAAAAACACAGAAUGACGAUCAAAAAAAUCAGUAAAAGAUUUUUUAGUUUUAUGGGAAACUGAAAUUCCGAUUUUUAUAAACAAAAAAGCUUGUGAGGAUCAGUCGAAAAUCAAACGUUCAGCACGAACCAUUCUUCCAUGUAAGGAAGAUAUUAAAAAGCUUUUUGAUUAUGUCAGAAACAACUCAGAAAAAGCUCUUCACGUAUUAAAAAAUAAAUUUGAUUUAAAUGCCUGGAACUCUUUGAUUCAAAGUACACUUAUCGCCCUGCAAAUUUUUAAUCGACGACGAGCUGGUGAAAUUGAACGACUCACUAUUGAGAAUUAUAACACUGGCCACGCCAUUGAGGAAAAUAUGGACCUUGAAAAUUUCGCAUCCCUAUCAAAGGAAUCACAAGAGAUUGCCAAUAAAUAUACAAGACUAACAAUUCGCGGAAAGCUGAAUAGAACGGUUCCAGUGCUUCUUACGCCUUUUGAUAAAUUUUGUAUAGAGACUAUUUUAAAGUAUAGAAAAAAGGCUGGCGUAAAAGAAACAAACAUCUAUAUAUUCAGCGUUGCCCAUUGUAAGCCCUUAGCAAAACCUUAUGUAAGGGCGUGUCCCAUUUUAAAAAUGUUUGCGGAAAGGUGUGGAGCUAGAUGUUCAAUGGCUUUAAGAGGUACUAUGCUCAGAAAACAUUUAGCUACGUAUACCUCUCCGUUAAAUGUAGAAGAUAUGCAAAUAGACAGACUUGCAAACUUUAUGGGACACCACAAGGAUAUACACAAGAGCAUAUACCGCAUACCUGUAUCAGUAGCAGAAAUUACAGAGGUGUCAAAAAUGCUAAUGGCAGCUUUGGGAAACGACGAUCCAGAGGAUGAAUCUAUUCCUGUUCCGUUAACAAAUAAUGAUUUCGAAGACUCCGGGUCAAACUAUUCGGACAACAAAUCUGAAAGUGGAUCCGAUGACGAGUUUCUCCAAAAUUUUAAAAACAACGAAAAAAAGAGAUCUUCUUUUGGAAAAAUUCAACGAAAACGCUGGACUGCUGAAGAAAUUAACGCCUUGACCAUCGAGUUUGGCGAACCAGCUCAAAUUUCAAAAUUACCUUCGUUAAAAAAAUGCAUCGAGGUAAUCAAUAGGAAUCCCCAUCUUAAGGAUAGAACACCCCAGCAAGUCAAGUCUUGGAUUGACAACCAGAGAAAAGCUGAAGGGCGCAAGACUGGAUCUUCUCUUAAUAAGAAAAAAUAUAAACUUUAAGUUACAUUAUAAAGAAUGUUAUUCAUGAAUGUUAUUUUUAUUUUUAUGAUUUAAAAACUUAUAAAUGAAAUGUAAGUGUAUUUUUUUCAUUUUCGCUCAAAAAUAAAAAGUUAAAAACAAUUGCAAAAAUUACACGGCGUU